Molecule: messenger RNA, 3001 nt
Organism: Corticium candelabrum
Lineage: Eukaryota; Metazoa; Porifera; Homoscleromorpha; Homosclerophorida; Plakinidae
Product: death-associated protein kinase 1-like
Exons: 13
Coding region: 231-2768 (845 amino acids)
Biological process (GO): signal transduction
Molecular function (GO): protein binding
Source: RefSeq, a predicted model, not a curated record
CUAACUCAAAGAGUCGGCAUGGCAAAGCAACAGUUUAUGCAAGCCGUGCAACGAGAUGACGCAGUACAAGUGGAAACGUUGCUACGCGAGGACAGAACGCUUGCAGUGGCAACAGACGAGUUUGGAGAAACUGCUCUGCACAAGGCAUCCAAACUCGGGAAUAUUUCCGCUGCCGAGAAGCUGAUUAAGGGCGACAAAGCGUGUGUAGACAUCGCAUCGAGAAAGGUCUGAUGAUCUCCACGUGCAAUUUAGUUACUAGAAUAGACGGAUUUGUAGCAUGGAGACAAAGCCGUACAGCAAAGGAAGGAUAUACUGCUGUUCACUUUGCUGUUGCUCACGGUCACCCAGAGAUGUUACUGUUGUUGUUACACAACAAUGCUAAUAGAGAUCCUGUUGCAAAUGAAUCACAUCAUCGGUGCACUCCAUUGCACAUCGCUUCGAAGGGAAAUCAAGUGGCGUGUGUCAAGGCUUUAGUAGAUGUCAACUGUCGGAUUAACAGCAAGAACAAGCAAGGGAAGGUGCCUCUGCAUUUUGCGGCUGCUGGCGGUAAUGCUGAAGUUGUGAGGUGCCUCUUAAACGCAGGAUGUGAAACAGAUUUGAUUGACAUGCAUGGCUGCACUGCUCUUCACUUUGCAUCCGAAGGUGGACACACGUCUAUAGUCGAGUUGCUUACUCGAUCACCAUUCCUUAGCAAUCCUACCAUUUGUAAUAAGAAUAACCAAACAGCAGAGCAACUGGCUCAGCAUGGCAGACACAAGAGAGUAGCCAGCUUUCUUAGAGAGUACAAGAAGAAAUAUGAGGAGUGGGUUCGUCAUCUGAAGACUAAUGUACCAAUAUCGAAGAUCAAAUUGUAUGUUUGUGGGGAGACUGGAGUAGGCAAGAGUUCUCUACUGGAAACUCUACAGCAGAGACUGCUGAGGAUGCGUAGCCAGUCUCUGAAUGGUAACACUGAUCAACAGAGUACUUCGGUUGGCAUUCGAAUUAAGAAUGUGUCCAUUGGCUCAAAUGGUUGGUUCAGUGCUUGGGAUGUGGGGGGUACGAUGGCUGGUAAUGUGGGGAUAGAAUACUUGCUAUCUUCUGUCAAUGCUGUGUAUCUGUUGGUUCUGAGUCUUCAAAGCAACAUAGAGGAGUUGAAGCAACAAAUUAGACGCUGGCUGUCUUUAAUUAGCACAUGUGGCCUUGCUGAUGGUUUAACUAAAGGUGCACAGCCAUCAGUUGUUUACAAGCCAACGGUGCUGCUUGUUUUGAGUCACGCCGACAUGGUUGGAGAUGCCAUUCAACAGCGAGGCAUCGUGGCAGUUUACGACGCGGCGUCUCUAUUUGUCGAGAAACUGGAUAUCUUGGGCGACAUCAAGGUAUUUUGUGUCAACAGCACAUCUUCAGACUUCCAAAUGGGUCAGCUGAAAGAAACUAUUUGCCAAAAGCAUCGACUAAUUACUAGGCGUCAUCCGCAUGUUCCACUUUUUUGCGAAGUUUUGGCUGAUUCUGUUAACAAAUCGAUGACUGAAAGGGCACUGGCUCCUAUCGCUCUUCUUACUGAUUUUCGUUCUUCAUUUGUCACAAAAAUCAACCCUUUGGCAACAAGAAAUGACUUAGAUCAAGCAGUUUUGGUUCUUUCGAUGGCAGGGCGUGUGGUUCAUACAAGAUGGGCAGUUGGUCCUAAUCGAUGGAUUGUUCUUGAUCCAGACUGGCUUUGUAACAGGCUGUUCAAGGCUGUGCAUCUUUCUGGCGUUGGUCGGUUCUUAAAGUUGGCUGCUGAUAAGCAGGGAUUUGUGUCAAUGGAAAAUUUGAAAGAGGAAUUCCCUGAAGUCAACAGAGAUCAAGUUGCUAAGAUGUUGGAAGAUUUUGGUGUUGCAUAUCAGCAGAAGUGUAGCCACUGUUGUUCAACACGACUCGAAAUUCCAUCUCUUAUGAAGAAAACCUACAGAACCGGCAUAGAAUUAUGGAAACAGCAAGAUGAAUACCCGAUCUACAGUGGUCGACGGAUUCGGUGCAAUAGCGAAAGUGCAGGCAAUGUUUUUCCGUUUGGUUUGUUUUCGAAGUUUCAAGUGGUCACUCGUACGACAUAUGGAGGGGACAUCCCACUGUGGCACGGAGGCCUGAUCAUUCCCUAUCCAUCAAAGUCUCUUGUUCAAGUGCUUGUUGAAGCUCACGAUGAUUGCAUCGACAUAUCUGUUCGUGGUUCGGCCGUAUCGUCUCAGAAAUGCUUUGAGCAUUUGAAUACCGUGUGGCGUCUACUACAUAAUACUAUACAGCAAACAUGCCCAGUUGUCCGACUUCAAGUUGACAUACUAAGUGUCCAUGACCUUCAGGCUCAUUUGGAAACUGCUGCAAGCUAUUCAUUGACCGAUGUCAUAAACGCAGAAAGACAAGAUCUAAAGUUGUUUCAUCCGGAUGGGUUUCAAGAGAGUCCGGUUGAUCUCCUAUAUUGCAGUUCUCCCACGAUUUGUCACUCUAUGAAAGAGCCAACAAUGCCAGCUUGGUAUUUACCUAUAGAAGUAAUACAAAAAGUAGAGGAGGUCUUUGGUCGUCCAGCAGUUAGGGAUUGUGACGCAAAAGCUGACUGGAUUAGGCUGGCCGAACAACUAGGAAUGACAAAAAUGAUUGGUAUACUUGCACUUACUCCUAAAAAGGCGUUUCACAUUCUCUUGGAACAAUGGACGACAAAUCCACAUUGUUCUGUUAUGAUGUUGAUUCAAGCACUGAAUGCAAUUGAACGAGGCGAUGUUGCUGCUGUGAUUACAAGACACUUGCCUACUUUUCAGUGAACAUUAGAGAGUAUGAAUUGCAUUUUUAACUCUUGUGGCUUGUUAUUUUUCUAGAUGAUCGCUAGUUUUGUAUUGGGAUGACAAGAUGGUUGCUCUUUAGUGUGACAGUAUGUAGCCAGUCUUGCUGCUUUCUAAGAAUACAAACUAUACAGCUUUUUUACUUUUUACUCAACUGUUGUGGAAGGCAAUGAUUGCCUAGAAUGUACAUGUUGAAAAAUGCAGAGAUUGGUAUA